GCGCGGCCCCAGCGGGAGGCGGGAGCGGUAUAAAGUGGGCGGCCCCCUCCGCGGCCCCCUCCCUCCUGCCCGCUCGGAGCCCGCGUCUCGGCCGCCAGGACCCUGAGCUUCCUCGAGACGUGUCCAGCGAGGGCGCCCCGCGCGCUCCGGGGUCAGGACAUCGGGGCGCGUGGGUGCUGCUAAGAUGUUCCGAAGCCCCUGCCCCGCCCUCCUGCUCUGGGGGCUCCUGGGGGCCGUCCAUGCCCAGCAGCAGGAGGUCAUUGCCCCCGGCAACUCCGAGAGAAACAGCUGCCCAGAGAAGGCUGACUGCCCCAUCAACGUGUACUUUGUGCUGGACACCUCGGAGAGCGUCACCAUGCAGUCCCCCAUCGACAGCCUGCUCUACCACAUGAAGCAGUUCGUGCGUCAGUUCAUCAGCCAGCUGCAGGACGAGACCUACCUGGAGCAGGUGGCCCUGAGCUGGCGCUACGGCGGUCUGCACUUCUCCGACGUGGUGAGGGUGUUCAGCCCGCCGGACAGCGACCGGGCCUCCUUCACCAAGAGCCUGGAGAGCAUCGUGUCCAUCCGGAAAGGCACCUUCACCGACUGCGCGCUGGCCAACAUGACCCAGGAGAUCCGCCAGCUCAAGAGCAAGGGUGGGGUACACUUUGCGGUGGUUAUCACCGACGGCUACGUCACCGGCAGCCCGUGCGGGGGCAUCAAGCUGCAGGCUGAGCGGGCCCGAGAGGAGGGCAUCCGGAUCUUCACCGUGGCCCCGGACCAGGUCCCGAACGAACAGGGUCUGCGGGACAUGGCCAGCAUGCCCCUUGAGCUCUACCGUAACAAUUAUGCCACCGUGCGUCCCGACCUGGAGAUCGACCAGGACACCAUCAACCGCAUCAUCAAGGUCAUGAAACAUGAAGCCUAUGGAGAGUGCUACAAGGUGAGCUGUCUGGAGAUCCCCGGGCCCCCCGGCCCCAAGGGCUACCGCGGACAGAAGGGCGCCAAGGGCAACAUGGGCGAGCCAGGAGAGCCUGGGCAGAAGGGACGACAGGGAGACCCAGGCAUCGAAGGCCCCAUUGGAUUCCCAGGACCCAAGGGUGUUCCUGGUUUCAAAGGAGAGAAGGGUGAAUUUGGAGCAGACGGGCGGAAGGGGGCCCCUGGCCUGGCCGGCAAGAACGGGACCGAUGGACAGAAGGGCAAGCUGGGGCGCAUCGGGCCUCCUGGCUGCAAGGGAGACCCUGGGAGUCGGGGCCCCGAUGGAUACGCAGGGGAAGCCGGCAGCCCCGGGGAGCAGGGCGACCAGGGCGUCAAGGGAGAUGCUGGCCGCCCAGGACGCAGAGGACCCCCAGGAGAGAACGGGGCCAAAGGAAGCAAGGGGUACCAAGGCAACAACGGAUCCCCGGGAAGUCCCGGUGUGAAAGGAGCCAAGGGUGGACCUGGGCCCCGAGGACCCAAAGGCGAGCCUGGGCGCAGGGGGGACCCAGGAGCCAAGGGCAGCCCGGGCAGCAACGGCCCCAAGGGUGAGAAGGGAGACCCUGGCCCUGAGGGUCCCCGGGGUCUGGCUGGAGAGGUUGGCAACAAAGGAGCCAAGGGAGACCGAGGCUUGCCCGGACCCAGAGGCCCUCAGGGGGCUCUCGGAGAACCCGGGAAGGAGGGAUCUCGGGGAGACCCCGGUGAUGCUGGUCCCCGUGGAGAGUCAGGACAGCCCGGUCCCAAGGGAGACCCCGGCCGGCCUGGAUUCAGCUACCCAGGACCCCGAGGAACACCUGGAGACAAAGGCGAGCCUGGCCCACCUGGCCCUGAGGGGGGCAGAGGUGACUUUGGUGCCAAAGGAGAGCCCGGGAGGAAAGGAGAGAAGGGCGAGCCCGCAGAUCCCGGUCCCCCUGGCGAGCCCGGCCCACGGGGGCCAAGAGGAUCCCCAGGACCCGAGGGAGAGCCCGGCCCCCCUGGAGACCCCGGCCUCACGGAGUGUGACGUCAUGACCUACGUGAGGGAGACGUGCGGGUGUUGUGACUGUGAGAAGCGGUGUGGGGCCCUGGACGUGGUGUUCGUCAUUGACAGCUCUGAGAGCAUUGGCUACACCAACUUCACCCUGGAGAAGAACUUUGUCAUCAACGUGGUCAACAGGCUGGGGGCCAUUGCCAAGGACCCCAAGUCAGAGACGGGAACCCGCGUGGGCGUGGUGCAGUACAGCCACGAGGGCACUUUCGAGGCCAUCCAGCUGGACGAUGAGCGCAUCGACUCGCUGUCCAGCUUCAAGGAGGCCGUCAAGAACCUGGAGUGGAUUGCCGGCGGCACCUGGACGCCCUCGGCCCUCAAGUUCGCCUACAACCAGCUCAUCAAGGAGAGCCGGCGCCAGAAGACCCGCGUGUUUGCGGUGGUCAUCACGGACGGCCGCCACGACCCCCGGGAUGAUGACCUCAACCUGCGGGCUCUGUGCAACCACGACGUCACGGUGACAGCCAUCGGCAUCGGCGACAUGUUCCACGAGAGACACGAGAGCGAGAACCUCUACUCCAUCGCCUGUGACAAGCCACAGCAGGUGCGAAACAUGACCCUCUUCUCCGAUCUCGUGGCCGAGAAGUUCAUCGAUGACAUGGAGGACGUCCUGUGCCCAGACCCUCAGAUCGUGUGCCCGGACCUUCCCUGCCAAACAGAUGGACCGCGGCCUGGCGGCGAGCCCCCGGUCACUUUCCUCCGCACGGAAGAGGGCCCGGAUGCCUCCUUCCCCAGGACCAUCCCCCUGAUCCAACAGUUACUAAACGCCACGGAGCUCACGCAGGACCCGGCAGCCUACUCCAGGCUGGUGGCCGUGCUGGUCUACACCGCCGAGCGAGCCAAGUUCGCCACGGGAAACGAGCGGCAGGACUGGAUGGACCUGUUCAUUGACACGUUUAAGCUGGUGCACAGGGACAUCGUGGGGGACCCUGAGACCGCGCUGGCGCUCUGCUGAAGCCGCAGAGGCCGCCCGUGUGCGGGGCUGGGCUGGCCAGAGCUGCCUCCUCACAGCCCUAUUAGCUCCUGGGGCGACCUACCGCACACUAAGGGGCUUAAAAUAAUCUUUUGUUUUAAGAAAUCUAUUCUCUCUCCAUCUGGAGGCCGAAAAUCCAAGAUCCGGGUGUGGCAGAGCCACGCUGUCUCCGGGGGCUCCAGGGAGGACUCUUCCUGCCUCCUCCAGCUCCUGUCUGUGCCUCCGUUGUCCCGUAGCCUGCUCCUUUUGGAGCCGGACCCCCCGGCUCCCUCUUAUAAGGAACUUGUGGCACUUAGCGCCCACUGGAGAACCCAGAGCAGUCUCAAGUCAUAAUUUAAUUCCACCUGCAGUCUUUUUUUGCCACGUAAGGUCAUAUUCUGUCUCCAGGAUGAGGACGUGGGCAUCUUUGGCAGAGCCAUUACUUAGCCAAAAAGUAAGAGAGAAGAGCAGAGCCUCAUAAACCCAAAAGUCCUGGCUUCCGCUCCAGCCUCUGUGCCUGCACCCACCCCUAUGCAUUUUUCUCGGUCUCCCUGGUUGAUGCAUUGAGGAAAACUGCCCCCCAGGCCAGCCGCCCCCCACAUGUGCGUCUCUGCUGGUGGUGACCUGGGAGUGCAGGGGCACCCAGGCUACUUGCUAGACAUUUUCAGCAAGUUCUCGCCGCACGGACUUAAAGCAGAAGCUGCUUUUCAUCUGCACAGCCACCAAAAUAAGCUACGUCAUUAAUAUAAGCUCCUUGAGAAAAACCCUGCCCGCCAGAGAUAGUCGCUCCAUCCGCCCAUAGCCUGGCGCCCCCACUGCAUGGUGAUGCACCCAGGGGAGCCACCUUCAGACGCUGUGACCACAUCUUCAACAUUCUAUAAAGGCUGAAAAAGAGUGUGAAUGCGUUGCUGUGGUCACAUGAUGUGCUGGGGUGACACGCUGUGGCUGGGGACUGGCCUGGAGCCAGCAUCCAUGCAGGUGGGCGGCUGGUGCCUGCAGGAUUGCCCCAAGGCUGGCGCCAGGAGUCAGGACCUCCUCCUUGAUGGGAUCCCCACACUCCUGGCCCCAGGGGUCAGCAAACCUGGACCCACAUCCCAGAGUGGGGCCUGUAGGGCUGAGAAGCUGGAUGCAAGCAGGAGGACCAGCUCUGUCUUCCCCCAGCCCCAGCUACGGCCAGAGGUGAAGUCUCCAGCAAGGCCAUAGCAGAGGGGCCUGGCUGCGUGUCUAGGGAGGGUGGACCACGUCCUGUGUAUGUGGGGAGUGGGUUUUCGGGCUGUGCUGUGGCGCCCGCCUCCCCCAGAGGCUUGGCCUCAGCCUUGGCUGCAGCCUCGCCCCAAAUGCUCUCUGGCAAGUCCAGGGCUGGUGACCACGCAGAUGAGAGCAGGGCUGUCCUCAGGUAAUAGUGAGUCACCACCGGAGCUGCUGCAGGGGUCUGGCCACACCUGUGCUCACUGCCUACCAGAGAGAUGUCCAGGUGCAAAGGACACAGGUCCCUCUCUCCGCUGCUCCCAAAGCUAAGAGAGACGUGGCCCAGCCAGCGUCGGGCAGCUCUGGGACAACAGGGAGGAAGGGGGUCAUGGCCAGAUGUGGGUCCUUGCCUCCCAGGGUCUUCAGGGCUGGAGAUCUUUAUGACAUAUUUUUACUCUAUUACAAAUGCAAAGACAGCCUCCCCGCCCUCUCUCCCACCCCUACUGUGAACUGUGGCCUUUUUGGGGUUCCCUUCCUGCCAGAAGGGCCUGGAGGAGCCACUGGGCAGAGAUGGUGCUUGAAGGGUGGAAAUAAGCCCCUCAGUCCUCAGGUUUGGGGACAUUUCCUGGUGAAAGCAAAACCAGCAAAGACGGUGACAGGUUCCAAGGAGAUGGGGCGCACGCCGGCCCCCUGUGGUGGGGCUCCCGUCGAUGGGUGCCUUUGGAUGCAACCCCACAUUCCCGGUGGUUCUUAGGCUCCAGUGGGAGGGGUGUGCAUAGAGAUGGGCACAGGACAUGGCCAGGGCAGGGUACCAGACUGUGCCAGGGCCUGGAGCAGCCAGGAGGGGGCGGCCAGAGCAGGGACCCCGGAAGGGGG
Messenger RNA from Ailuropoda melanoleuca (giant panda), 4996 nucleotides. RefSeq names its product collagen type VI alpha 2 chain (gene COL6A2). Gene Ontology annotation, molecular function: extracellular matrix structural constituent conferring tensile strength. The record is from RefSeq and is a predicted model, not a curated record. The transcript has 28 exons. NCBI's taxonomy places the organism in Eukaryota, Metazoa, Chordata, Mammalia, Carnivora, Ursidae. Gene Ontology annotation, biological process: extracellular matrix organization. Bases 185 to 2935 code for a protein of 916 amino acids.